CGCUCUCUUUUAUUCAACUCAAGAAGUCUCCGAAACUCAAUAUUCAACAUCAACGGAGAAGAAAGAAGUAGGAAGAGAGAAAGAGAUGACGAGCAAGACUCUGGUGAUCGGGGCGACGGGUUACAUAGGAAAAGUCUUCGUCGAGGGAAGCGUCAAGUCCGGCCACGCCACUUUCGCUCUGGUCAGAGAAUCCUCUCUCUCCGAUCCCGUUAAGGCCAAACUCGUCCAGAGUUUCAAAGACCUUGGCGUCACCAUACUCUACGGAAGCUUAAAUGAGAAAGAGAGCUUGGUGAAAGCGAUCAAACAAGUAGAUGUCGUGAUUUCUGCUCUAGGUCGAACCCAGAUUCUAGAUCAGGUCAACAUCAUCGACGCCAUCAAAGAAGCUGGAAAUGUCAAGAGAUUCUUACCUUCGGAAUUUGGCAAUGACGUGGACCGUACGGUGGCCAUCGAGCCGGCGUUAUCGGAAUUCAUCAUGAAAGCUCAAAUACGUCGUGCCAUAGAAGCCGCGGGGAUACCUUAUACGUAUGUUGUCACAGGUUGCUUUGCUGGCUUUUUCGUACCUAGUUUGGGUCAAUGCCACUUGCGACUCAGAACUCCUCCUACUGACAAAGUUUCCAUCUACGACAGUGGCGAUGCCAAAGCUAUUAUCAACACAGAAGAAGACAUUGUUGCGUAUACAAUGAAAGCUGUUGAUGACUCGAGAACCCUCGACAAGAUUCUCUACGUCCAUCCACCCAAGAACAUUGUCUCGCAGAACGAUAUGGUCAGUUUGUGGGAGAGAAAGAUCGGUAAGACUCUGGAGAAGAUUUAUGUUUCAGAGGAAGAACUUCUCAAAAGCAUCCAAGAGGCUCAGCCUCCAAUGGAUUUUGUGAUGGGUUUGAUCCAUACAGUACUAGUGAAAGGUGAUCUUACCUCCUUCACUAUAGACCCUUCCGUUGGAGUGGAGGCUUCCGAGCUUUACCCUGAUGUCAAGUACACCAGUGUCGAUGAGUUUCUCAACCAGUUUGUUUGAGACACAAACAAACAAACCUCCUUUUAUGUUGCAUUUUAAUAAUCUGAGAUCGAUUACAUUCGAGUUUUUUAGACGCUAAUCUUUUAAUUCAAACGAUCCUUAUUAUUUGA
Raphanus sativus (radish) is the source of this 1122-nucleotide messenger RNA. RefSeq names its product isoflavone reductase homolog P3. Lineage: Eukaryota; Viridiplantae; Streptophyta; Magnoliopsida; Brassicales; Brassicaceae. The transcript is spliced from 5 exons. Bases 86 to 1012 code for a protein of 308 amino acids. The record is from RefSeq and is a predicted model, not a curated record. Gene Ontology annotation, molecular function: oxidoreductase activity.